AUGGCGUCCCCGGAGGAGCCCACGACCAACGGCGGCAGCGCUGCCGCGGGAUACAAGCGAGCGAGCCGCAAGGGAGCGCCGCGCCGUUUCACCUGCGAGCACCCGGGCUGCGACAAGAUAUACUCGCGGGCCGAGCACCUGCAGCGCCACCAACUGAACCAUAACCCCAAAGAGAUAUUCCGCUGCGACAUUGGCGACUGCGACCAAAAGUUUGUGCGCCUCGACCUGCUGGCGCGCCACAAGAAGCGCCAUACCUCGUCUUAUACCCCGCGCAACAGGAUACCAAGCUUCGACGCCCCGGGCGAGCGGACGAGAAUAUCGACGGCCCACGUAAAGGCGCGCCAAAAUGGGCACACAAGAGGCUCCUUCUCCCAUCAUCACCCGCCGCCGUCGGCCGGCCCGCACGAUGCUGCCAUCCUCCUGACUCCCGACUCGAACACGGCCGCAACACCAGCGCCGCUGCAACAUCCGCUCUCCGGCAGGGCUGCCGGUCCCGGCGCCACUUGGACGUCGCCCAUAGAUGAGCGCGCGCCGACCAGCAUGAUACCUCACAGACAGAGCUUUUAUGAGGGCGACACGGCGGCGUUACCAGAGCCUUCCGCCAUGGUCGCAUUCUCCAACGUUGCAUACCCCGCGGACGACCACCUGGCUCAAGGCAACUUUGCCGCCUGGUUGUUUGAUCCGCAAACUACCUACAAUGACUUCAGUGUCGCCAGUCUUCCCUUCCUUGAGGGUGGGCUGGAGUCGACCUUUAACAACAACAUACACUACGACUACGAGUCGUUAAACAGUCUCUCUCCGAUGGAGCAGACCGCCCGUCCAUCUGAUGCGUGCGACGACUGGAUCACAGAGUCCCGUCGGCAAGACCUUCUGUACUGGAUCCAGGUAUUCCGCAAGAAGCAGCCUCGGUAUGAGACCCUCAUGCCCAAUCUUGUGCAGGAGAGCGGCGGCGAUCUCCCCGCACUCAACGUCGACAUGAUGCGAGACUGUCUGAAGGAAUUCUGGGACAAUGUGUCACCACGGCUUCCUAUUAUACACCAACAUACCUUCUCCGCAAACCGAUGCCCUAUAUUCCUUCUGCUCGUCAUGAUCUCUCUCGGCGCCGCGUCUCUACGCAGCAGGGACAACAGCGGGCGGCUGUCCGAGUAUGGCGCAUUUGCCGACGUCAUCAUCGCAAGUGUUCGGUGGGAGAUUCUCACAUCCGACGACUCGGCGCCGCCCAUAGGCUUGUGGGUUGCUCAAGCGUUGCUUCUACUAGAGUUUUAUGAGAAGCUGUACACGUCCAGAAGAUUGCACGAAAGGGCACACAUUUACCAUUCGGCCUUCUUGACCCUACUUCGCCGUGGAAGUCCGUUGAUAGGAAGAACGGGCAGCGAAUCACCUCCAGAAUCGGACGGCUUGGGUGCAGAGCGCGACGCGCCGAGCAUGGCGCUCGAUUCCCGAACCUGGUGGAUACGCUGGGCUGAGACGGAGUCCAUGCAUCGGGUGGUGUUUGCUGCCUUCAUGCUCGACAUAAUACACGCCGCAAUGUUUGGCCACACGGCUGAUAUGGCGGCCCACGAGAUUCGCCUGCCGUUGCCGUGUGACGACAACCUCUGGACGGCGAGCAGCCCGGACGUCGUGCGUCAGCUGGAUGCCAACUUCCGCAUGUACGGCGUCAAGCAAGUUUCUUUCUUGGACGGCUUGAAGAGUGCAUUGCACGGCAAGGAGGUCAAGACGCAUUCGUUCGGGCGCAUGAUUAUUAUCUCGGGGUUGCUGAGCGUGGGCUGGCAUCUCAGUCACAAAGAGACGCAUCUCAAAUGGCUGGACCUGCGAACCCCCUCAACAGAGACCCAGGAUAACUGGCGCAAGAUGCUCCUCAAAGCGUUUGGGAACUGGAAGGAAAGCUUCGACGUGGCCAUGUCUGAUUCCAUUACGGACGCGCCUGGACACCGACCUGUUCCGAACGGGCCGAUCAAUAGUGCCUCGCUUCUCUUCCACCUCGCGCACAUCAGUCUCCACGCCGAUAUCGUGGACUGCCAAGUCUUCGCGGGCGCAAAACGACUCCUCGGACGCAAGGUCUCUGCGAGAGAUUACACCAACGCCGUCAAACGAAUGAGCGCGUGGGCCAAACAGGCAUCGACACGGCAUGCGAUCCUCCAUGCCUUCAAGCUGCUCUAUCGUGUGCUGGUGGACCCCCACCCAACUCGGCGUCGCAACAACAGCAGCCCGCACUCUCCAGACUCACCAGCGGUGCAAUACUCGCUGCGCAACGAGACCGACCCGCACCGACCAUGGAUCAUGUACUACGCCGUAUUGUCCGUGUGGGCGUUCGUUCAAGCGGUUGGCCGACCGCCGGGCAAGGGGUUCCCCUUGCGACCGUCGCAAAUGGGCCAGAGCACCUACGCGCGCAUGGCCGAGUACCUAUCCGGCGUGGCGAUGCUGCCGGAGCUGGAUGAGGCGACGGCGGCGAUGCUGCACGAGGGUCUGCCGGAGCUUUUGGAUGUAAUGGAGGGCAUCUUGGAAGAGGCGGACACGGAGUUGUUGGUGGAGGCUAGAGAGAGACUCAGCGUGUGCAGGGACAUGCUUCUCGGGGGGGCGAGGCGGACGGAUUAA
Messenger RNA from Purpureocillium takamizusanense, 2595 nucleotides. RefSeq lists its product as uncharacterized. Lineage: Eukaryota; Fungi; Ascomycota; Sordariomycetes; Hypocreales; Ophiocordycipitaceae. The coding region runs from base 1 to 2595 and encodes 864 amino acids. Gene Ontology annotation, molecular function: zinc ion binding; DNA-binding transcription factor activity, RNA polymerase II-specific; RNA polymerase II cis-regulatory region sequence-specific DNA binding. The record is from RefSeq and is a predicted model, not a curated record. Gene Ontology annotation, biological process: regulation of transcription by RNA polymerase II; DNA-templated transcription. Gene Ontology annotation, cellular component: chromatin. The transcript has 2 exons.